GCCUUCGCGGGAUCGCCCUGGAAACGCAUUCUCCGGGACAGGCAGCCGCCAAUGGGAAGGGAGUGAGUGCCACGAACAGGCCAAUAAGGAGGGAGCAGUGCGGGGUUUAAACCUGAGGCUGGGCCUGUUCUUCCCGGCGUGCUGCGGAGGAACGGCUGUUGGUCUCUGCUGGGUGCAGGUCCUCGGCUGGUCGGGGCUCCGGUGUUCUGCUUCUCCCCGCUGAGCUGCUGCCUGGUGAAGAGGAAGCCAUGGCGCUCCGAGUCACCAGGAACUCGAAAAUUAAUGCUGAAAAUAAGGCGAAGAUCAGCAUGGCAGGCGCAAAGCGCGUUCCUACGGCCCCUGCUGCAACCUCCAAGCCCGGAUUGAGGCCAAGAACAGCUCUUGGGGACAUUGGUAACAAAGUCAGUGAACAACUGCAGGCCAAAAUGCCUAUGAAGAAGGAACCAAAACCUUCAGCUACUGGAAAAGUUAUUGAUAAAAAACUACCAAAACCUCUUGAAAAGGUACCUAUGCUGGUGCCAGUGCCAGUGUCUAAGCCAGUGCCAGAGCCAGAACCUGAGCCUGUUAAAGAAGAAAAAGUUUCGCCUGAGCCUAUUUUGGUUGAUACUCCCUCUUCAAGCCCAAUGGAAACAUCUGGAUGUGCCCCUGCAGAAGAAGACCUGUGUCAGGCUUUCUCUGAUGUAAUUCUUGCAGUAAAUGAUGUGGAUGCAGAAGAUGGAGCCGAUCCAAACCUUUGUAGUGAAUAUGUGAAAGAUAUUUAUGCUUAUCUGAGACAACUUGAGGAAGAGCAAGCAGUCAGACCAAAAUACCUACUGGGUCGGGAAGUCACUGGAAACAUGAGAGCCAUUCUAAUUGACUGGCUAGUGCAGGUUCAAAUGAAAUUCAGGUUGUUGCAGGAGACCAUGUACAUGACUGUCUCCAUUAUUGAUCGGUUCAUGCAGAAUAAUUGUGUGCCUAAGAAGAUGCUGCAGCUGGUUGGUGUCACUGCCAUGUUCAUUGCAAGCAAAUAUGAAGAAAUGUACCCUCCAGAAAUUGGUGACUUUGCUUUUGUGACUGACAAUACUUACACUAAGCACCAAAUCAGACAGAUGGAAAUGAAGAUUCUAAGAGCUUUAAACUUUGGUCUGGGUCGGCCUCUACCUUUGCACUUCCUUCGGAGAGCAUCUAAGAUUGGAGAGGUUGAUGUUGAGCAACAUACUUUGGCCAAAUACCUGAUGGAACUAACUAUGUUGGACUAUGAUAUGGUGCACUUUCCUCCUUCUCAAAUUGCAGCAGGAGCUUUUUGCUUAGCACUGAAAAUUCUGGAUAAUGGUGAAUGGACACCAACUCUACAGCAUUACUUGUCAUAUAGUGAAGAAUCUCUUCUUCUGAUUAUGCAGCACCUGGCUAAGAAUAUAGUCAUGGUAAAUCAAGGACUUACAAAGCACAUGACUGUCAAGAACAAGUAUGCCACGUCGAAGCAUGCUAAGAUCAGCACUCUACCACAACUGAAUUCUGCACUAGUUCAAGAUUUAGCCAAGGCUGUGGCAAAGGUGUAACUUGUAAACUUGAGUUGGAGUAUAUAUUUACAAAUAAAAUUGGCACCAUGUGCCAUCUGUACAUAUUACUGUUGCAUUUCCUUUUAAUAAAGCUUAUGGCCCCUUUUACUUUUUUAUAGCUUAA
Molecule: messenger RNA, 1662 nt
Organism: Chlorocebus sabaeus (green monkey)
Lineage: Eukaryota; Metazoa; Chordata; Mammalia; Primates; Cercopithecidae
Gene: CCNB1
Product: cyclin B1
Biological process (GO): mitotic cell cycle phase transition
Molecular function (GO): cyclin-dependent protein serine/threonine kinase regulator activity
Source: RefSeq, a predicted model, not a curated record